AAAAAAAACAUAUGUUUCUUUCUUUUGUUGUUGCAAGAUUAAGCUAAAUAUGAAAGCAUCAAAAUUGGGAAGCAUGACACGGGGUUAUAGUUCUAUAAAUUAUGCGGUUUUGUACACAAGUACUUCAUCAGAUAAAAUAAAGAGGAAAAAAGAAUCCAAGUCAAAUAAUUACAUUCGUCAUUUCAUUUACUUCUCUGUUCUCAUUGUGCGCCAUUGAUUUUGGAAAGGAAGGUGUCAAUCCAAGUAAAUACCAAAUAUGGAAGCUUCCAAGGGUCCCCAACAAAAACGUUUUACUGAAUCUAUUCUCUUCUCUAAUAAAAUAUUAAUCAAGUUUUGGACUUUGGUUAGCUUGGUCAACUUCUGUUGGCCAAAUUCUUCUUCUUUUUCACUAUUGGCUUUCACAGUACCAGAUCCAACGUUUUAUCACGGCUCCAUCUCCAUGGCUCUCAAACUCUGAAGCUAAGCGACUUUUCAAGCAAACCCAGAGGAGAAAACAGAGGGAAGAAGAUGGAGAAAAAGCUUUUAGAUGCGGCCAUGGAGGGAAACAUAACGAUGCUUAAAGAUUUAAUCCAAGAAGACCCACUUGUCCUUGAUAGAGCUUUAGCUUCCUGCGUCUCAGAGACCCCACUUCACAUAGCUUCAAUGUUAGGCCAUCUGGGUUUCGUCAAGGAGCUGCUGAGUCACAGGCCCGAGUUGGCCUCCGAGUUGGACUCGAGAGGCUCGACGCCUCUCCACCUGGCGGCAGCCAAAGGGCACGCGGAGAUUGUAAAGGAGCUAGCUUUGGUGGAUCCUGCUGCAUGCAUGGUGAGGAACGAAGAUGGGUGGACGGCGCUCCACGUGGCAGCCGUCAAGGGGCGUGUUAAGGUGCUGAGUGAGUUGGCCCGAGUCAGGAUUGAGUCGACUCGGGCGUUGACGGACCGAGGCGAGAUGGUGCUGCACUUGUGCGUUGGGCACAAUCGGUUGGAGGGGUUGAAGGCUUUGGCUGACGCUUUUGGAAAAGAUGAUGAGUUUCUGAAUUGGAAGGACUUCGAUGGGAACACCAUUUUGCAUAUUGCCGUGGCCAAGAAGCAAGUUGAGAUCAUCAAGUUCUUGCUUACCAGUACUGGAGUGAAUGUGAAUGCGUUGAAUGCCAACAGCUCCACGGCUUUGGACAUUCUGAUGCAGAGUCUUAGAGAUUUGAGGGAUAUGGAGAUUGAGGAUUCUCUUAGAAGUGUAGGGGCUAAAAGUGCAAAGGAUGUACAACCCAUCAUGCAUGACUGGGUUCGUGUUCCAACAAAAAAACACCAGAUAUCAAGACGUCUAGGCUCAGCAGCACUAUCUUCGAAAGAGGGUGAUCCUAUGAAACCAGCUGCACAGAAGAAGCCUAGCGAUUGGCUUGGCAGGAAGAGAAGUUCAUUGAUGGUGGUGGCAUCUCUCCUUGCAACUGUUGCCUUCCAAUCUGCUCUAACCCCGCCAGGAGGUGUUUGGCAGGAUGACCUGAAAGUAGAUGACAAAGGCAACCCUGUGGAUAAACCUCACUCCGUAGGAACAGCUGUCAUGGCAUAUAACCAGCCAAAAGGGUAUGGUCUGUUCAUGAUUUUUAACACAAUCGCUUUCCUCACGUCACUAAGCAUAAUUCUUCUGCUUGUUAGCGGGCUACCGAUAAAGCGUCGAAGGUGGGUUUGGAUACAAAUGGUCAUAAUGUGGGUUGCCAUCAGUACACUAGUAAUAACUUACUUCAUCUCUCUCCGUCAUAUGUCACCUGAUGACUCAAAUGUGAAAAAAAUGUUGCGCGAGGUAACGGAGAAAUCAGUUUUGACAUGGUUGUGUUUGAUGGUGGUUGUUUUUGUCGGCAAUUGUGUUCGUAUGAAUUUAUGGGUUCUCAGAAAGUACGGUUAUAUUAAGCCAAAAGAGGAAUCAGCCACCAUUGAUGAUGAACUUGAAGAGGAGGAGAACUGAGGAUUAAAGUGAAUGGGACUCUCACUAUUUUAUGACUUGGCGACACAGAACUUAUAAUUGCAAUUUUCUGGAUGUGAGUGUCAAGCUAGAAAGUUUUCGUCCACAGCCUUGUCAAGUAUGAGAUUGGACAUUUGAAGGUAAGUUUUUUAGCAGCACAUUUGGAUGAAGAUAUUGUAGUCAAGCACCUUCUUAUCUGAUUGUUUGGGUUUGAGGGUUAAACUCACCAUUCUUUUACAUCUCUAUUCCUCUGUUAAAGUCAUCGGUCCUCGUCUCUGAGAUGGCAAUGCUUUUAUGUGUAUGUGCUUUUAUCUUCUGUACUUGUAAAUUUUGAGAGAAAUAUACUUCGUUCUGAUUAAUGAAACUAUAGUCAUUGGCUCGGUUGAUGUGUGGUGGGUUUGCAACUUUGUCCUCGGAAGCAUAUAUCUUUUGAUGGUUGGGGUUUUGGCUAUCUUAUGGACUGUUUGAUUGGAAAGGAAACUUGUGUUUAGGAUGGAGGAUGUCAACAGGAUUUAGAUGUGCAACCCCUUUUCUUCUUCUUCCUUGUAAUAUUUUUCUGUUUAAUUGUUGAAGCACAUACUUAAACACCUGUUUAGGGAAUAUCUGCUUAAAAGCUCACAUUAUACAGCCAA
This is a messenger RNA of Prunus dulcis (almond), 2567 nucleotides long. RefSeq names its product ankyrin repeat-containing protein BDA1-like. NCBI's taxonomy places the organism in Eukaryota, Viridiplantae, Streptophyta, Magnoliopsida, Rosales, Rosaceae. The coding region runs from base 508 to 1938 and encodes 476 amino acids. Gene Ontology annotation, molecular function: protein binding. The transcript is spliced from 2 exons. The record is from RefSeq and is a predicted model, not a curated record.